Triticum turgidum subsp. durum (durum wheat) is the source of this 534-nucleotide messenger RNA. The record is from the annotation of a GenBank genome assembly. NCBI's taxonomy places the organism in Eukaryota, Viridiplantae, Streptophyta, Magnoliopsida, Poales, Poaceae.
AUGGAUAAAAUUGCUUCUUACCCUUAUUUUUAUGUAAAGGAUCUUGUAGGUCGGGUAGCUUCUGCUAUCUUUUUUCCAUUUGGAUUUUUUGCUCCUAAUAUUUUGGGGCAUCCCGACAAUGAUAUACCUGCUAAUCCGAGGCCCACCACGCCCCAUAUUGUGCCGGAAUGGUAUUUCCUACCGAUCCAUGCCAUUCUUCACAGUAUACCUGGCAAAGCGGGAGGUGUAGCCGCAAUAGCACCAGUUUUUAUAUCUCUCUUGGCUUUACCUUUUUUUAAAGAAAUGUAUGUGUGUAGUUCAAGUUUUCGACCGAUUCACCAAGGAAUAUUUUGGUUGCUUUUGGCGGAUUGCUUACUAGUAGGUUGGAUCGGAUGUCAACCUGUGGAGGCACCAUUUGUUACUAUUGGACAAAUUCCUUCUGUCUUUUUCUUCUUGUUCUUUGCCAUAACGCCCAUUCCAGGACGAGUUGGAAGAGGAAUUCCAAAAUAUUACACGGAUGAGACUCAUCGCACCCUUUUCUCCUUUUGGCCAUAG